GUGGACAGAUUCUGCAGGUUCUGCAUGGCAACAAGGGACGAGAUGCAAGCCAAAGAGAUGACUGCAAACCAGAAAAUGACCAUGAGAGUCAUUCUAACAGAGGCAGAUAUAAGGAAAGUCAUCCUACAUUCAAGGCCUUCUACAGUAAAAGACUUGAUAACCAAGCUUCGAGAGUCACUGGGACUUCAAUACAACUUCAGUCUCCAAUUCCAAGACCCUGAAUUCAAUAAUGAACUAUGUAAUCUAACAGAUCUUCAAGAACUUCCAGAAAAACCAACCAUUAAAGUCCUGCCUGUCUUUGACCUGGUGCCUGUCUCAUCUGAUGACGUCUUUAGCGACACAAGUACUGCAGAUACAGAGAUACUCUCACAUUCACCUCAGGAUCGACGUGAACCAUGGCCAGAAUUUUUUGACAUUCCAACAUUUUCUGUUGAUGUGGAGUAUAGACUGAGGCAAGCAGAUUUGCUGUUUAUGAGUGAAGGAACACACCUUAAGGUCUCAAAAGAGCUGAAACAUGAGAUACUAGAGAGACUGGCAGAAAGCAUGUAUAGCUACACAGCAUACCCAACUGCUGCUCAGUUUGAAAGUGUUGCAACAGCACUGAUAAACAAACACCCCUGUCUCCAGGAGCGAGGCUCUGUCACUCGCUGUUGUGGUUGGAAAAAUAGUCUAAAGCAUAAAAUGGGAAAUUAUAGAACAAAGCGCAGGCAAUCAGGAUGCCUUGAUGUUGCAGUAAAUGCCGGUAAGCGGGGAAGGCAUUCAUCAGAUGGACAACCAGCAAACAAGCGGAUAAAAAAGGCAAAGAAAGGUGAAAUCAACUACUUGCCCAACUUUCCGGAUGGAUUUGAUCAAGCUGCCCUGGAAGAGGCCCGUAAGGACUUGGCUGAUGAAAUGCAGAAGAGAACCCCAAAUGGACUUCUUGUAAAACAAAAGAUGGAUCAGACUUUGCUUUGAGAAGAAAAGAGGUUGUGGACUCUGAACCCCCCAUAAACAUGAUGGUGAAACGCUGGCCUGCCCUCUUCACAGAAGAUCAGGUGUUCAUGGAGUUCAGCAGGAUUGUGGGCAAGAACCUCAA
Molecule: messenger RNA, 1075 nt
Organism: Oreochromis aureus
Lineage: Eukaryota; Metazoa; Chordata; Actinopteri; Cichliformes; Cichlidae
Exons: 3
Coding region: 25-954 (309 amino acids)
Source: RefSeq, a predicted model, not a curated record